GCCCGGGACCGCGGACCCCCCCGCCGCCCCCGCUCCCGGGACUUGCCUCCUCCUGGCCACUGAGGAUCCUCCGAGGCGAAGACGGCCACGCGUGGGAUCUAAUUUUUUUUUUCUUCCUUCCUCCCCUCUCUUGUAUUUUCUGCCUUUUUUUUUUCCCCGUCCCUAGAAGAGGACAAAGGAAAAGAAGAGACCUGGAGGAAGAGGAAGAAGACAGCAGCCCUGGAGUAUCUUUCUCGCUCUCUUCGGAAGAGUCGGAGAUGGAGCCUGAGGAAGAGAGAAUUCGUUACAGCCAAAGACUGCGUGGGACGAUGAGACGGCGCUAUGAAGAUGAUGGCAUCUCAGAUGAUGAAAUCGAAGGAAAGAGGACGUUUGACCUGGAGGAGAAACUCUCCACCAAUAAAUUCAACUCCACCUUUGUCGUCUUCAUGGAAGGCAAAGACUUCACGGUUGAAUACAUCCAGCGGGGUGGACUGAGAGAUCCUCUGAUUUUUAAAAACUCUGAAGGCCUUGGAAUAAAGAUGCCAGAUCCUGACUUCAGUGUGAAUGACGUGCGCCUCUAUGUAGGGAGCAGGCGGAUGGUGGAUGUCAUGGACGUGAACACGCAGAGGGACAUUGAGAUGUCCAUGGCACAGUGGGCACGCUACUAUGAGACCCCAGAGGAGGAGCGGGAGAAACUGUACAAUGUCAUCAGCCUGGAGUUCAGCCACACCAGACUGGAAAACCUGGUGCAGAGACCUGCCACGGUGGAUUUGAUUGACUGGGUUGACAACAUGUGGCCAAGACACUUGAAAGAGAGUCAGACUGAGUCUACAAAUGCCAUUCUGGAGAUGCAGUAUCCCAAGGUGCAGAAGUACUGCUUGAUGAGCGUCAAGGGCUGCUAUACAGAUUUCCACGUGGACUUCGGGGGCACCUCUGUGUGGUACCACAUCCACAGAGGGGGAAAGAUCUUCUGGUUGAUCCCCCCUACACCCCAGAACCUGGAGCUUUAUGAGAAUUGGCUACUGUCUGGGAAACAGGGAGACAUCUUCCUUGGUGACCGAGUGUCAGAAUGUCAGCGUAUUGAGCUCAAGCAGGGCUAUACAUUCGUCAUCCCUUCAGGUUGGAUCCAUGCUGUGUACACUCCCACUGAUACUUUGGUUUUUGGAGGCAACUUCCUGCACAGCUUCAACAUCCCCAUGCAGCUGCGAAUCUACAGCAUUGAAGAUCGAACACGGGUCCCAAACAAGUUUCGCUACCCCUUUUACUAUGAGAUGUGCUGGUAUGUGCUGGAACGCUAUGUCUACUGUAUCACCAACCGCUCCCACCUGACCAAGGACUUCCAGAAGGAGUCACUCAGCAUGGAUAUGGAGUUGAGCUCCUCAGAGUCAGGAAAUGUGGAUGAAGAGGAGGAUGCAGCUGAUAAGGAGCCACGACGCCCGGUCACCAGACGGUCGGUCCUCACAAGCCCUGUGGCCAAUGGUGCCAACCUAGACUAUGACGAACUAAGCAAAGGCUGCAGGAGUCUGCCAGGCCUUAAGAAAACCCCAUCCACGGACUCCUCUGACUCCAGCCGGGCCCCCCAGAAUGGCCAGGCCUGGGACCCCCUUGCCAGCAGUCCACACAAGAGCAACAAGGUGCACCUGACUCAGUUUGAGCUGGAAGGGCUGCGCUGCCUGAUGGACAAGCUGGAGUCUCUGCCCCUGCACAAGAAGUGUGUCCCCACAGGCAUAGAAGAUGAGGAUGCCCUCAUAGCUGAUGUCAAGCUGCUGCUAGAAGAGUACGCAAACAGCGACCCCAAACUGGCACUUACAGGCAUCCCUAUCGUCCAGUGGCCCAAGAGAGAUAAGCUAAAGUUCCAGGCCCGACCAAAGUUGCGGUUGCCCACCAUCCCCAUCACCAAGCCUCACACCAUGAAGCCAGCCCCACGCCCAGCACCUGUAAGGCCCACGGUCUCUCCGAUUGUGUCGGGAGCGAGGCGGAGGCGGGUGCGGUGCCGUAAAUGCAAGGCCUGCAUGCAGGGCGAGUGUGGCAUGUGCCACUACUGCAGGGAUAUGAAGAAGUUUGGUGGGCCUGGUCGCAUGAAGCAGUCCUGUGUCCUCCGGCAAUGCUUAGCGCCCAGGCUGCCUCACUCUGUUACGUGUGCACUUUGUGGGGAGGUGGAUCAGAAUGAAGACUCGCAGGACUUCGAGAAGAAGCUCAUGGAGUGCUGCAUCUGCAAUGAGAUAGUUCAUCCUGGCUGCCUGCAGAUGGAUGGGGAAGGGCUGCUCAAUGAUGAAUUGCCCAACUGCUGGGAAUGUCCAAAGUGCUACCAGGGUGAUGACUCUGAGAAAGGCCAGAAGCGGAAGAUGGAGGACAGCGAUGAGGGCACGGUUCAGGCCAAAGUCUUGCGGCCCUUGCGGAGCUGUGAAGAGCCCCUGACUCCCCCACCGAACUCACCCACCCCCAUGCUGCAGUUGAUUCAUGACCCAGCAUCACCGCGGGGCAUGGUGACACGGUCAUCCCCAGGGGCUGGCCCCAGUGACCAUCACAGUGCCAGCCGGGAUGAGCGCUUCAAGCGGCGGCAGUUGCUGCGACUCCAAGCCACAGAACGCACAAUGGUGCGGGAGAAGGAGAACAACCCCAGUGGCAAGAAGGAGCUGUCGGAGGUGGAGAAAGCCAAACUCCACGGCUCCUAUCUCACGGUCACGCUGCAGAGGCCCACCAAAGACAUGCAUGGCACCUCCAUUGUGCCCAAACUGCAAGCCAUCACCGCCUCCUCCACCAACCUACGGCACUCUCCCCGCGUGGUCAUGCGCCAUAGCCCAGCAAGGACGCCCCAGCGGGGCGGGGAUGAGGAGGCAGAGGAGGAGGAGGAAGAAGAAGAAGAGGAAGAUGAAAGUGCAGAGGAGGGUGGGGCAGCCCGCCUCAAUGGCAAAGGUCGGCUGCAGGAUGGAGAGGAAAGCUGGAUGCAGCGUGAGGUGUGGAUGUCAGUGUUCCGCUACCUCACUCGCAGAGAGCUCUGUGAAUGUAUGCGGGUGUGCAAGACUUGGUACAAAUGGUGCUGUGACAAGAGGUUGUGGACAAAGAUUGACUUGAGCAGGUGCAAGUCCAUCACCCCCCAGGCUCUGAGUGGCAUCAUCAAAAGGCAGCCAGUCAGCCUCGACCUCAGCUGGACCAAUAUCUCCAAAAAACAACUCACCUGGCUUGUCAACAGGUUGCCAGGCCUGAAAGACCUCAUCCUUGCAGGCUGCUCCUGGUCUGCAGUCUGUGCUCUCAGUACCUCCAGCUGCCCCCUUCUCAGGACCCUCGAUCUUCGGUGGGCAGUAGGAAUCAAGGACCCACAGAUCCGGGACUUGCUCACACCUCCGACAGACAAACCAAGUCAGGACAAUCGCAGCAAACUCCGCAACAUGAUAGACUUCCGGCUAGCUGGCCUGGACAUCACCGACGCCACGCUGCGGCUCAUCAUCCGCCACAUGCCCCUGCUCUCACGUCUCGACCUUAGUCACUGCAACCACCUCACGGACCAGUCGGCCAACCUCCUAACGGCUGUGGGGUCUUCCACACGCAACUCGCUCACAGAGCUCAACAUGGCAGGUUGCAAUAAGCUGACAGACCAGGCCCUGCUCUACCUGCGGCGCAUCUCCAACGUCACCCUGAUUGACCUGCGAGGCUGCAAGCAGAUCACCCGGAAGGCCUGCGAGCACUUCAUCUCGGACCUGUCCAUCAACAGCCUUUACUGCCUGUCUGAUGAGAAGCUGAUCCAGAAGAUCAGCUAGAGACCAAGCCCAGGCAGACUGAGGAGAAGGAAAGAUCCCAUCCCACCCCUCUCAGAGAGCCGCUCCUCCUCCCCCCCCCCCCCCCCCCCCCCGCUCUGUCCUGCUUUGAGGCCAGCAUUGUGCCCAUCUCCCCUGCCCAAAUCCACAGGCAGGUCAGAGGCCAGCCUGACUCCACAGUUGUCCUCCUCCUGGGACUUUGCUGAUGAAGAUGUCCUGUCAGGCUGGCCAGUAGCUGAGGAGGAAUGGGCAAACACAGGGGGAGCUCACUCAGAGGCUGCCCGCUCUUAGUCUGAAGUUGAAGUUGUGUCAAGGUCUCUGCAUGGAGGAACAUGCCCCCUUUUCUCCUCACCUCAGCACCCCGGAACAGAUUUUUGCUUCCUAGUUAGUAUGGGUGAGGGGAGCAAUACCCUCCCCAUGGAAGAGGGAUUGCAGCUGGACAGUCUGGAACAAGCUUGCGCCCCAUCUCCUCCCCAGUGCCACCCCCAUCAUGUACAUCUCUUGGGAUCCCAUGGUUUUUUGGUAACCUAGUUUGUCCUGCCAUGUCUGCACCCUUCCUUUAAGCUUUCCCUCUUCUUGGCCUUGACUAGCAAAAGUGACUGAGGUUCCCCCACUGCUGUGUUCAGUGGUUCUUCUUGCAGAGAGGAUGAGCCCUGGAGUGGCUGGAGGAGGUUGGACAGUGGGUUCUUGCAGGUGGAUGCCUCUUUCAUGGCUAGCUGGGGAAGGGUGGGUUACAGCCCCUGUCCCACUUUAGGAGGCAAGGUUGGACAUGUUGAGCUUCCGCUCUGGGGUGGCAAUGGCUUGCUCAGAGCAGUGUGUACCCACACACUGGCCAGGGGAUGGAGAGUCCAGGUUCUCCUCUCCCUUCUUAGAAGGGAACAGGGAAGGAUGUCUUCAGGGGGCACAGGUACAUCAGAGCUCAGGGAGGACUCAGAAGGCAUCAGACAGGGUUUCCAGAUCCUGCAUGGGGUGGGUUGCACCUUCUCCCCAGCCUCCUGUAUGCAGCCUAGUAUCAUUAAGCACUCUUGGGACACUGCAGCCAGAGGAGAAAACCCUUCUCUGUCUUGCCACCCAGGGCGUAGCUAUUGGCUCUUGAAUGGGGAGAUGAGGAUGGGGGGGGGGACGCGCCCCCCCCCCCCCCACCCCCUUUAGCUGCCACUUUUUCCUUUGCAAUGAAUGGUCGGUCCAAAGAACCUCUCUCUUGGGCAGCAGAGAGCUUUUUGCACUUUAAAAAAAAAAAAAAGGUUGGAAUCUUAUUUUGGGUCACUGUUUUAUUUUCCCCCCCUGCCCUCCCCUUCUCCCCCCACCAGCCCCCAGAGUGACUGGACACUCCCCCAGCUGAGAGCUUGUCAAUGUAAUGCACAUUUUGCACUGUGCUCUCUUCUUCCACCACCUCCUGCCUCCACACCCCAACCCCACUUAUCUCUGAGCAUACUGAUAGCACAAAACCAGACUGCCCGUGCGCUCCCCUAGUCCGCUCACAAGGCUUGCACAGGAGAAAGCAACUCGAAGCAGCAGGGGAAGAAGGAGGCAGGCCAAGGGCAGUGGCAGAACCUGAAAGGAGGCUAGCACAGAUGUACCCUCGCUGCUUCCAAAGCAAUAAGGGAGAGGAGGAAGCAGCUGUCACCCCUUCAGCUCUCCUUGCGGCCUGCUGGUUCCAACCGCUCUGGCACCAGUGACCUCUGCUGUGGUGUUGGCUGGGGGCGGGAUGAGGCCUUUGUUCAAAUCAGCUGAACCCCCAGGGGGUCAGGCCCUGCACUUCCUUCCCCCAGACCUCCAUGUUAUGAGCCAGGUUCUGUUCUGAGAGGGGGGAAAAUGCAAGUGUGAUGAAUUCCGCAGUGCCUCGGUACAUGGGAGUUUUGCUGCAAUGAAUUCUGAGAGUUUUGAGCAAAAAUUACCCACUUAUUCUUGUCGCUGACCUGGGAGUGGAAGCUUUCUUCCUUUUUAUGUUCUUUGGUUGCUCCUGUGGUAAACUUUUGAGAAGAAUCAAACUAUUUUUGUUGGGGUUUUUUUGUUUCCUUUCUAAAGGAACACAGGGCAGCCACAAGCAGGAGAUCAAGGACAUCCGACCUGGGGGACGCACCAGCCCUGAGCGUGGCUGGGCUAGCUUUCUUUUCUUUUCUUUUUUUUCUUUUCUUUUCUUUUUUCCCAGUCUGGAAAGCAAAAGUAUCUCUGUACCUAAAACAACAUGCAGUCAGUACUGAGCUACAGCAGAUCGUCGCUACAGGGGGGUGUCAAUGCUAGGCAGUGGGGGUGACCAAGCUGAUGGGUGAAGGGGCCGGCUAGUGUUUCAGUUCGUUGCCCCAUGGCCUUCUCAGACAUUGGCCCUCCACCAAGUCUGUGGCUCCAGAGACUUAAAAACUUAAAAUGAAGGUGCGAUAACUCGUUACCAUAACUGGCCACCACCUUGGAGGGCAAGGGGUGAAAAUCCACAAAGGAAAGAAGAAAAAAAAUAAUUAUAUAUAUGAAAUCACUUAGUGAUUUAAAAAACUGCUCCCUAAAUAAAACUCCCUAAAGAAAGUCAUUAUUGUUUAAAGGGUUUGGUUGUGUUUUUUGUGUUGUUUUUUUUUUCUUCUUUUACCCCCCCCCCCCACACACACACACACAGAAAUAUUGUAAAUAUAUAUAUUUUUUGUUGGCAAUUUAGAGUCCAUCUCCAAUGUUUGUGCUUUAAAAUUAAUUGUAAGCAUUAAGGGUAAAAGAAACCAAGUCUUAUGCGCUCUCUCAGUUGAUAUGUUUUGGGUUGGGGGGGCUUAUUAUUUGGGGCAAAGGGAGGGGGAGCUAGUUGGAAUUCUUUUUUUUUUCUUUUUUUCUUUUUUGUUGUUUUUUCUUUUUUCUAAGCAUUCUCCAAUACUGGUUUUAGAGAGAAUCUUUGCUCAUAAAAUUACCACAUGGAUGGGAGAGACACUUGUGGGGGAGGGGAGGGAAGAUACCAGCCUCUGAAGGGAAAUAUUUUGUUUCUUGGGGGUGGAUUUUUGGAAUAAAAGUUUAAAGAAA
Messenger RNA from Alligator sinensis (Chinese alligator), 6731 nucleotides. It is a transcript of the gene KDM2A, whose product is annotated as lysine demethylase 2A. Gene Ontology annotation, biological process: protein demethylation; regulation of transcription by RNA polymerase II. The transcript is spliced from 21 exons. NCBI's taxonomy places the organism in Eukaryota, Metazoa, Chordata, Crocodylia, Alligatoridae. Gene Ontology annotation, molecular function: zinc ion binding; histone demethylase activity; DNA binding. The record is from RefSeq and is a predicted model, not a curated record. Bases 258 to 3737 code for a protein of 1159 amino acids.